GCUUAGCUAUCGCGGAGCUUACCAAAUCAGUAUGUCCGUGCUCGUGACUUUCGGUAUUGCGGUCUUUCAGAUAAGUCGCCCAAGCAGAAAUCAAGAGAGGUACACGAAGAAGUGCUAGGAAGUGUCUGCAACUCUUGGAGUUCUAGAUUUCUUGUCCUGCCGGUAAAACAUGUAAAUCGAAUCCUACAUCACUUUAUCCAUCAGCCGUGCCAAUCCCCUCGUACCUUUUGCCUUGUCUUGCCUCAUCUUUUGCCUUGCACUCUUGCCUCACUGUUCGCCCUGUUCAUGUGGUGAGCCAACGCACAGAAGAAACGAGAGAGAGAGAGAGCUGUCCAAAACCCCUGCAUAGAUGACAUAGUUCUUGUGUCGUGGAAAGAGCAUAACAACAUAUAUCACAAGCAGUGUCUACUGAAUUCAAUUGAACAUUCAACUACUAUUCUACACAUGAAGCUUCCGAUGAACAUAUAAAAAUUGAGCCGAAAGAAAUCCCCCAACCGCCAAGCCAAUCCUGAAAUUUCCCCUCGGGGCCUCAGCUCAACACAUUCACUGGUGCUUGAUUCAUCCAAUCCCCGCGUCGCCGCUUAUUUAUCCGUCCACCAUCCAAACAAUUGGUGCACCUAUCAAUCAAGCUCCCACAACCUUAUCAACUUCCGACCAAUCAAACCCCGAAAUUCUAUAAACAAGCUACUCCAUUCAUCGCGGUCGUCGCGCAAACCAAAGCUUCUCAAUUAAAGAGGCAUUCAAUGUCACUUUGAUCCUCUCCAAAAUCAUUCAAGUCAGCCCAUCUGCAGCUAGCCUGCCGUCGCUCAUCGUCACCUAGCAUCCGAGGAUCGAAUCUUGCGUCUCGAAGACGAAGACGAGUCGCCCGUACCCACAACAUUUGACUAACCUUUCUAUCUCUUCAUAUGCUGCGCGCCAAUUAGUCUCGACCGUAGCAAGAUACCCAGAGGAAAUAUUUAAAGAGCUCAGAAGCGCGACCUUUCGAGAUCUUUGCCCACGUACAACCUCAAUACGAAUCGGGAGAAGCAAGCAUAAAAACAAAUAUGGAUCCUCCACCACCCGGCUCGUCCCAUGGACAGCAGCAGCAGCCAUCCGCUUCACAACAACGUCCGGCGCAGACGCAACAGCCUGUUUAUGAUACAAGUCAAGGAGGUCAUUAUGGUGCCAGUGCCUUGCUAUCUCAACAAGGUUUUGCGCCCGUUCCAGAAUUCUACACAGGAGCUUGGGCAAAUGUAAACCAAGGUCUGCAUGGACAAUACAAGGACAUUCUCACAACCUAUUGGCAACAAAUCAUCAAUCAUCUUGAGGGUGACACCCAUGACUACAAGCUCCAUCAACUACCCCUCGCACGCAUAAAAAAAGUCAUGAAGGCCGAUCCCGAAGUAAAGAUGAUUUCUGCCGAAGCUCCAAUCCUAUUCGCCAAGGGGUGUGAUAUCUUUAUCACGGAACUUACUAUGAGAGCAUGGAUUCAUGCCGAAGAAAACAAGCGUCGCACCUUGCAAAGAUCGGAUAUUGCUUCUGCAUUGGCCAAGUCGGACAUGUUUGAUUUCUUGAUUGAUAUUGUUCCACGUGAAGAAGCCGCAGCUCACGCAAAGAGACCUUCUGGUUCAGGACAAGCUGCACCACAAAUCCCCGGCGCUGCUCCUGGUUCAGCACAGCUUCCUCCCCAACAAUCCAAUAUUCCACAACAGCCUGGUCACCCAUCUCACCCACAAUCCAUGCCUCAAGAUUAUUCUCUCGGCGGUCAUGGCAUUGCUCCAGAACAAGACCCAUAUCGUCAUCAACCAAACAUGUAUCAGCCACAAGUUCCUCCCGGUCAGCCUGGCCAGUAUGGCGCACAACAGCCAAUGUAUGGUGAGAUGAAUGAGAUAUAUGGAUAUCCAGCCAUGCCUCCGCCUCAACAACCUUAGCAAAUGUACCAAGUCCCACAUCAACCCCGUCAAGAUCCAGUUAAUACCGACGCUACGCAUCAUUACCCACGCCAGGAAGGUGGUGACGGCGACGCUGAUGCUGAGGGCGAGCGUGAUUACGAGGUAGGAUAAGAUGAUGGGGGUCCAUACGUUAGUCGUUGUUAUUGAUUGGCGGUCAAGUGUGAUGGGACGGCGUUCGGAGGAGAUAUGAUAUGAUCUUUCAGGUAGUCUAGCUUUGUGUUUUUUUUGGCAGCAAGAACAGGCGCAGGAUAUGUGAAUGUGAAUUCCAUACAAUUUUCCCCCAGAUACCUAGUAUGGUUUUGAAUUUGGUGUUGAUGUAUGGUUUUCAGAUGAAUAUCUUAGUGACA
Molecule: messenger RNA, 2278 nt
Organism: Botrytis cinerea B05.10
Lineage: Eukaryota; Fungi; Ascomycota; Leotiomycetes; Helotiales; Sclerotiniaceae
Gene: Bchap5
Product: Bchap5
Exons: 5
Coding region: 1044-1910 (288 amino acids)
Biological process (GO): regulation of DNA-templated transcription
Cellular component (GO): CCAAT-binding factor complex; nucleus
Molecular function (GO): DNA-binding transcription activator activity, RNA polymerase II-specific; DNA binding; protein heterodimerization activity
Source: RefSeq, a predicted model, not a curated record